AUGACUUCGUUAAGAGUUUUAGUGCUUGGCGCCUUCCUAAUGGUGGUGGCGAUUCUUCUUGCGAUUCUAGCAUGUACGGUGGUUGCUGACAAAAACGCGCGGCCGCUGCUACCCCUCUUUGUUUCUCUCAUCACACCGCUACCAUUUGUGCUUUGUAGCCGGCCGCAGGGCAGUUUUUCGGAAGAAAGUCUCAUUGACGGUCUUGGUCUGUUUUUAGGCGGUGCUCUUGUGGUGAGCGGACCAGCGCUGACGUGCGUGUUGUAUCACGUUGGCGCCAUCAGUUUUGGGGCGUUCUUUUUAUCUAUCUCCUCUGAGACUCUUUUGGCACUUACGGCGUAUGUAUUGACGGUGGACUCAUCGAACGCAGAUGAUGCGUACGAUUUUUAA
Molecule: messenger RNA, 387 nt
Organism: Trypanosoma cruzi
Lineage: Eukaryota; Euglenozoa; Kinetoplastea; Trypanosomatida; Trypanosomatidae
Exons: 1
Coding region: 1-387 (128 amino acids)
Biological process (GO): late endosome to vacuole transport via multivesicular body sorting pathway
Cellular component (GO): endosome
Source: RefSeq, a predicted model, not a curated record